AUGUGGUCUCACCGGAAACCGAAGGAGGAUUGUGGCGUAUGGAAGACUGUUGGAUUGUGCGUAGAAGUCCUCAUCUCACCGUUCUGUGAUCCGGAGGAAACUGUGAGCCGAGGAUUUCUUCGCACAAUUCAACAGUCUUCCCUACGCCACAAUCCUCCUUCGGUUUCCGGUGAGACCACAUCACGAAUUCCUUCCAAUCAACUUUUCCUUCGAAAUGGAGUCAUGUCACAAUAA
Molecule: messenger RNA, 234 nt
Organism: Protopolystoma xenopodis
Lineage: Eukaryota; Metazoa; Platyhelminthes; Monogenea; Polystomatidea; Polystomatidae
Source: the annotation of a GenBank genome assembly